UCUAGGAAACCCAAAAAAGACAAAUGCUUCGAAAUUCGAAAUGGUUCAUCAGAUUCGCUCUCACGAUCACACUUACGGAAAGCGAGUCAAAACCCGAAUAAGAGAAUAGCAAAAGCUUUGAUCUUUGAUUAAGGGUUUUUGUCAAUCUGUCAUAUGGGUAUUGCUUUACACGACGUGGGUUUUGUAUAUUCAAAGAAAAGAUCGAAGCUUUAAGACUUCACGAGGAAAAGCGAUAUAACAAUUGGAAUAGAAGAAGAAAUUACAGCAGAAGAAGGAGGGGAGAAGUGAGAUGGAGAAGAAGAAGCUACAGCGGAGGAAGGAGAGGAGAGAGAGCAAGAACCGUCUCUUGGUUCCCCUUAAUAUAAUUAAGGUACGUCUAAUAUGUAUUUUUGAUUUUGUUUUAAAUCAAAAUUAACUUAAGAGACCACAGAGAGCUUGGGAAAAUGAUGCUCUAAGUUUUCAAUCUAAGUUUCUAGAAGGAAUGAAAUCAAUAAUUUGGUAAAUAGUGAAUAUUUAAGUUCUUCAUAGCGAACAUAAAUCGGCCAAAAAGAAAAACUGCUUCAAAAAUAAUGGAUCUUGACAACCAGCGAAAAACAAAGUAGAAGAAAGAAGAACAUUGAUAUUUUGAGAUAAUGUAUAAAAUGUUGUGUAAUCUCUUAUUGAAUGAAGUGAAGAAAGUAGGCCAAAAUUUUACUCCUUUAUAUAAAAAGCCCAUUAAAAGGAGAACUGAAAGCCUAUUAGAAACUUAACUUCCGUUCCAACAAAUUCGAAUUUUCAUUUGUUUUCUGCUUCUUUCAUUUCAAUUCUCCCACACUCUAGUUUCGCCUCCGCUUGGUCGCUGUUUCGUUUAUGAAGCGAGUAUCAGCCAUUAAUGCUGCUUCUCUACUCAAACGAGAUUUCUCUAACCACCGCUUCUUCUCAUCCUCCUCCUCCUCCUCUUCUUCUUCGUUGCAGCUAAUCCCGCGAUGUGAUGAUCCACCUAAACCAAUCACCCUCAACCCGCUUUACAAUCUACUUCCCAAUACCCUAAACCCUAACCGAAUCGUCGACGUCAUCUGCUCCUCUCUCAAUCAACACGAUUCCCUCUCAUCCAACCUCCGCAACUCAGUCAAAUCCCUGAUUCCUCACCUGGGCCACCGUGAAAUCUCUAGGGUUUUGCUUAGGUUCCAAUCAGACGCCACUCGAGCUCUCGCGUUCUUCAAUUGGGUCAAAUCCGAUUUGGGCAAGACCCCGAACGUCGGUAACUACUGUUUGCUUCUUCACGUUCUCGCUUGGUCAAAGAAGUUCCCUUUAGCUAUGCAAUUUCUCUGUGAACUGAUUGAGUCAGUAGCCAAUGAAGAAGAAGAAGAAGAUGUGUUUAGUGUUUUGGUCUCUGCUACGGAUGAAUGCAAUUGGGAUCCCGUUGUUUUCGAUAUGCUCGUCAAGGCUUAUCUGAAGUUAGGUUUGGUAGAAGAAGGCUUCUCUGCUUUUCGAAAGGUGAUUGCUUUCGGUUUCCUUGUUAGCGUUGUCACUUGUAACCAUCUCUUGAACGGUUUGCUGAAGCUGGACCUAGCGGAUGACUGUUGGCAAGUGUAUAGCGUGAUGUGUAGAGUAGGAAUCCAUCCCAACGCUCACACGUUCAACAUUCUCACCAAUGCGUUCUGCAAAGGUUCCAGUUUUAACCAAGUUAACGACUUUCUGGAGAAGAUGGAAGAGGAAGAAGGGUUUGAGCCUGAUUUAGUCACUUAUAACACGUUGGUGAGUAGUUAUUGUAGGAGAGGGAGGUUGAAAGAAGCGUUUUAUCUUUACAAGAUCAUGUAUAGGCGUCGUGUGGUGCCGGAUUUGGUUACCUACACGUCGCUUAUCAAAGGUCUUUGUAAAGAAGGGAGAGUCAGAGAAGCUCAUCAGACGUUCCACAGGAUGGUAGACAGAGGGAUUAAGCCUGAUUGUGUCGCCUACAACACUCUUGUAUAUGCUUAUUGCAAAGAAGGGAUGAUGGAGCAGGCGAAGAGGCUGUUGCACGAAAUGCUUGGGAAUAUCGUUGUUCCGGAUACGUUCACUUGUAAGAUUAUAGUUGAAGGGUUUGUGAGAGAAGGACGGUUACUCGCUGCUGUGAACUUUUUUGUCGAGCUUACAAGGUUGAGAGUUAGAAUCCCGUUUGAAGUUUGCAGCUUUCUGAUAGAGAGUUUGUGCCGGGAAGGGAAACCGUUUGCAGCAAAGCAUCUUUUAGAACGAAUCACCGAGGAGGAAGGUCACAAGGCGACACCAGAGACUUACAACAGCUUAAUUGAGUCUUUCUCUCGUUGUGAUGCGAUCGAUGAGGCGUUGCUUCUGAAAGAGAAACUCACAAGUCAGAACCAAGUGUUAGAUGUUAAUUCUUACCGAGCUCUUAUUGGCUGCUUGUGUAGGAUUGGUAGGAACCGUGAAGCUGAGUCUUUGAUGGUGGAAAUGGUUGAUUCUGAUGUCAAGCCGGAUUGUUUUAUAUGCGGGGCUUUGGUUACUGGAUACUGCAUGGAGUUGGAUUUCGCUAAAGCUGAGAGUUUAUUGGCUUUCUUUGCUAUGGAGUUUAGAAUCUUUGACAUAGAGAGUUACAAUUUGCUUGUUAAAGCGGUUUGUGAAACGAGAAGUGGGUAUAAGAAGGUGUUAGAGCUUCAGGAACGAAUGCAGAGAGUUGGGUUUGUUCCGAACACUUUGAGUUGUAAGUAUAUGAUCCAAGGUUUGAGCCAACUAGACGGUUUGAUGUAAGAAAUUUAAACCGGUAAUUUUUGUAAUACAUGUAUCGAAGUUUCUAUAGAUUAGAAUGAGUUUUAUUAUGCC
Brassica napus (rape) is the source of this 2796-nucleotide messenger RNA. RefSeq names its product pentatricopeptide repeat-containing protein At5g40400-like. Lineage: Eukaryota; Viridiplantae; Streptophyta; Magnoliopsida; Brassicales; Brassicaceae. The record is from RefSeq and is a predicted model, not a curated record. The transcript has a single exon. Bases 850 to 2724 code for a protein of 624 amino acids. Gene Ontology annotation, molecular function: protein binding.